Molecule: messenger RNA, 2778 nt
Organism: Papaver somniferum (opium poppy)
Lineage: Eukaryota; Viridiplantae; Streptophyta; Magnoliopsida; Ranunculales; Papaveraceae
Exons: 5
Coding region: 1-2778 (925 amino acids)
Biological process (GO): proteolysis
Molecular function (GO): aspartic-type endopeptidase activity
Source: RefSeq, a predicted model, not a curated record
AUGGAUAGAUUCGACGGUGAGAAUCCACGAGGAUGGGUACAGAAAAGUGAGAGGUACUUUCAUAUUCACAGCACAGAAGAGAAUCAGAAGGUUAGUGUUGCCUCCAUAUUCUUAGAAGGUAAGGCUGAUAAAUGGUUCCUUAAUUUUCAAAUUGGAAAACCUUUUUUAUCUUGGAGAGAAUUGGCUGAUGGUGUUUGUGCUAGAUUUGAAAAUCCUGUGGAUGACAAUUUUAUAGGUAGUUUUAACAAAUUGUGUCAAGUAACUACUGUGGAAGAGUACUUUGAACAAUUUGAAUCUCUUAAGGCUCUUAUGCUAAGUAGUAACCCCCAUUUAAAUGAGCAAUACUUUGUAAUGAGUUUCAUUAGUGGGUUGAAGACUGAAAUAAAGAACUCCGUGUUGAUGUUCCAACCACCUACACUAUUGCAAGCUUUUUCAUUAUCCAGAAUGCAAGAGCAAAAAUGUGUUCAACAACCUAAGCCCUCAAAGCCAUUCCAGAGAUCAUUUACCAACUCAUUUUCCAACACAAGGCCAUAUCAGGCUUCAUUAUCUCCAUUUCCCCCUAAGCCUAUUCAAACUACUACCACUGUUUCUAGCCCUUUUACACCCAAAUCAGGCAACUCCACACCAAAAUCCAGUCCACCACUUCCACCUAUUAAAAGAUUAACACAGGAACAAAUGACGGUUAGAAGAGAGAAAGGACUGUGUUAUAACUGUGAUGUAGUUUACACUCCAGGCCACAUUUGUAAGAGACAACAACUGUUUAUGGUCCAGGUAGAGAAACCAGAGUCUUCUGAGGAAGCAGAAGAAGAAGUCUUUGAAGAAACUGUUGAAUCUCCAGUGGAAUCUGACAUGGAUAUAUCCUUACAUGCUCUCACUGGUGCUGUUGCUGGUGACACUAUAAGGAUUCCUGGAACCAUUAAGAGGCACAAGGUAUCAAUACUUAUAGAUACUGGAAGCACUCAUAGCUUCAUUGAUUGUGAAUUGGCAAGGAAAUUAAAUUGCUCCAUCAGUCCCACAGGGCACAUGUUGGUGAUUGUUGUUAAUGGGGAUAAAACUAAUCAUCACUUCACAGAAGAUUUAAGGAUAUUACCUUUAGGAGGUUGUGAUAUGAUGUUGGGAGCAUAUUGGCUGAGAAGGUUAGGUGACAUCACUUUUAACUUCUCUAAAUUAAGCAUUGCAUUCAAAUAUCAAGGCAAGAAGAUUGUACUUAUUGGUGAACCUGAAUACCCAACCUUGAGCAUAAUGAGUAGUGAAGCUGCAGAAAAGUACUUCAGCAAGAACAAUCAUGGAAUGGUGGGCCAACUAUUCUCCAUUACCCCACAAUCUUCCAGUUCCCUCACUCCUCCAUCCAUACUUCCACUAUUACAAGAAUUCCAAGAUAUAUUUGAGGAACCCAAACAACUGCCACCCACUAGAAAUUUGGAUCAUACCAUACCCCUCAAACCAAAUUCAACACCCACUAUCCAAAGGCCUUAUAAAUGCCCAUACACACAAAAGGGGGUAUUUGAACAACUUGUGAAAGAAAUGCUCAAUUCAGGCAUCAUCCAACCCAGUCAUAGUCCCUUUGCUUCCCCCAUUUUUUUGGUUAAGAAGAAGGAUAAUACAUGGAGGUUCUGUGUGGACUAUAGGAAGUUGAAUGACAUCACAGUCAAGGAAAAAUUUCCAAUUCCAGUCGUUAAGGAGCUUCUAGAUGAACUAAAUAGAGCAAUGUACUUCACUAAAAUUGAUCUGAGGACUGGCUAUCAUCAGAUAAGAGUCCAUGUGGCAGAUAUUCACCAAACAACAUUUCGAACUCACCAAGGACAUUAUGAGUUCAAGGCCCUCAUGAAUGAGGUUUUUCAAGAACAUUUGAGGAAGUUCAUUCUGGUCUUCUUUGAUGAUAUUUUGGUUUAUAGUUCUUCCCUACAAGAGCACUUGAAGCACCUCCAAAUUACUUUUUCCUUGUUGAGAGCCCACAAGAUAUUUGCAAAGUUAUCUAAAUGUUGUUUUGGACAAACAGAGCUAGAAUACCUUGGUCACAUUAUCACUGCAGAAGGAGUCAAGACUGAUCCAACCAAGAUUGCAUGCAUGAAAGAAUGGCCUACACCAACUAAUAUUAAAGAGCUAAGGGGGUUCCUAGGGCUCACUGGCUAUUACAAAAAAAAAUUUCAAGGAUAUGGAGCAAUUAGCAGACCCCUAACUGAGCUUCUGAAUAAGAACUCCUUCUUAUGGAGUGAGUCAGCUACCAUGGCCUUUGAACAACUCAAAGAAUCCAUGACUAACACACCAGUACUUGCCUUGCCAUACUUUUCAAAGCAGUUUACUGUUGAGACUGAUGUUAGUGAUUUUUGUGUGGGGGAUGUGUGGACCCAAGAAGGGAAACCAAUUGCUUUUUUCAGCAAAGGGUUGAGGCCAAGAGCAAAAGCAUUAUCAAUAUAUGAGAAUGAGUUAAUUGAUGUAGUUAUGGAUGUCAACAAAUGGAGAAGGCCACAUGAAAAUGCUGCAUGUAGCUCUCUAGCACUCUCCAAGCCAAAUUGGAAUCUUGAUAUCCUCUCCAGCUAUGCUCAAUAUACCAAGGCACAACAACUCAUUGCUCAGACCCUUGCAUCAUCUACUGACAAUGGUAAAUUUUCAGUAAAAGAAGAAGUAUUGAGGUACAAGGAAAUGAUUUAUGUGGGGAAUAACAACCAGGUCAGAAGCACCAUUUUGGAGUCCAUACAUACUUCUGCAGUUGGUGGACACUCAAGCAUACAAGCUUCUUAUGUCAGGGAAAGAGGUAUUUUUACUGGUCUGGCUUGA